Racocetra fulgida is the source of this 1826-nucleotide messenger RNA. The record is from the annotation of a GenBank genome assembly. Lineage: Eukaryota; Fungi; Glomeromycota; Glomeromycetes; Diversisporales; Gigasporaceae.
AAGAUAAAGAAAAUUCCGGGAAAAGAAGAAGUGAAAUUGCUAACCUAGAUAUUAGUUAUAAAAAUUUGGAAGGUCAUCUUGACUUAACUGAUUUUGUUAAUUUGAAGAAACUUGUUUGUUCUAAAAAUAAGUUAACCUCUCUUAAUUUAGUUAACUGUCAACAGUUAGAGAGAAUUGUUUGCUCUGAUAAUCAACUAACUAUUAUCACUUUACCCUCUAAUCCUACCAAUUUAAAAAAAAUAGAUUUAAGUAAUAAUAACUUCCCCGAACAAGACUUAUCUUUUUUAACUCCUUAUAUUAAUUUAGAAGAACUUGAUUUAAAAAACAAUAAUUUCAUUGGUUCCCUAGAUUAUUUAAGUGUGAUGAAAGAGUUGAGAAAUCUUGAUAUUUCUAAUACUGAUAUAAAUGAAGUAAACAUAGAUAAAUUACCUAAAAAAUUUACCAAUAUCGAAUAUCUAGCCUCAGGAGGUUUUAGCAAAAUAUAUAAGGCUAAGUGGGAAAAAUGUGAAGAUAAGUUAAAUAAAGAAAAAAUAAUUGUUCUCAAAGUUCUUACUGAUUCUCAAGAAAUUACUCUAGAUUUUCUAACCGAGAUUGCCAAUACUAAAUUGGUUGAAAAAAAUGGUUUUUUUGAUAAUAAUAACAUUGUAAAUUGCCACGGCAUUUCCCAAGACCCCCAAACUAAGAAUUAUAUAAUGGUGAUGCAAUAUGUGGAAAAUGGUAAUCUGAGACAAUGUUUGCAACAAAAGCGCGGGAAAUUAUGUUUUACAGAUAAACUUGACAAUUUAAGUGGCAUUGUCAAUGGGUUGAGUAGUAUGCAUAACCACGGCUUAGUUCAUCGAGAUUUUCAUAUAGGCAUACAAUAUAGUGAUUGUUGUAUCACUGAUUUAGGCUUAAUGGCUUAUGAGUUAUUGGCUAAUUCUUAUCCUUAUCCGCCAAUGGACGAGACGGAAUUAGUUUUGAAAGUAUGUGAUAAAGAAAAACCAUUGCGGCCUAAUAUAGAUGAGUUAAAAAUAAUACCUCAGAUUUUAAAAAAUUUAAUUAAAAAGUGCUGGGAUUCUGACCCACUGAAAAGACCAAGUGCCGAAUGGUUAAAGAAUUUUUUUAUUAGAGAUUUAUACGAUAGAGGUAAUGUCGGAGGAAAAUCAAGUGUUAACCAAUAUCACGAAAUAAAAUUCGAUUACAAUAAUUUUUCUCGCAUUACUCCUUAUAAAAUCCAUCCUACUGCCCAAUUAACUAGCAAGAUGGUAGAUACUAGGGAAAUUAUAGAGUUAAUAGCUAAGUGCGAACUAGAAAAUCAAGCUUCUGAGGAUUCAGAUUUAGUGAUUGAGUGGGCUAGCGAUAAUCAACAACAAUCUUUCCUUCAAACCCAAAAUCAAACCUUUUCGAAGAAUAAGCGAAAAAAUCAAAGCAUAUUUUCUAACGAACAAAAUGAAGGAAAAAUUAAACAAACAAGGACAAAUAAAGAAUUAACUGAUGUGGUAAAUCAAUUAAGUUUACCUUAUGAACAAAUUGCUCAAUUCAAAAUUUUAGAACUUACCCAAUUCAUGUUUGCCAAAGAAACUUCAGGAACAAAAGAUAUCGAAGCGUCAAUAAGUUUCCCUACUUUACUUAGUGAAUUAACUGGUUUUAAUGGUAAAUUAGUCCUGCUCGUUUAUGAAAGAGUUACUCAGAACUUUUAUCACUGGGAUACUUUAAAUGGUAGUCCUAAUCAUGGUUAUAUUAAGCCCUUAGUAAGAGAUUUACUCCAACAAUUAAAUCAAACUAAUAAUCCUAAUUUAGACAAACACCUAGUUUUACGAGAUGAAAUUAAACAGCCUAAUACUUGA